Messenger RNA from Apis florea (little honeybee), 1550 nucleotides. RefSeq lists its product as uncharacterized. The record is from RefSeq and is a predicted model, not a curated record. Lineage: Eukaryota; Metazoa; Arthropoda; Insecta; Hymenoptera; Apidae.
GGAAAUAAGAAAUUUCACGUUUAUGUGGUUGGCUGCACUUCCAGUCAUUCACAUUCGGGAGUUUUAAAAUCCCAAUAUGGAUAAAAUUUUAAUAUUAUCUAUUAAAUUAUGAAACAUACUUGUUUACUUUACACAAAUUCCGAUGCCAAUAAACAUUAAUGUAAAACAUUAAUUGUUAAUGAAUAAAAUGUAACCCUAAUGAGGUUAAGCGUGGUACGUGGGAAAGUACAUACUCCGUACACAAUCGAACAAAAGCAAUGUCGGAGGCUGAAUUUGUAUAUGUACAUUCUAAAAAAUCUAAUCGAUAUAAUAGCGGAGAAAAAUAUGAGUUCAAACGUACACAAACUUUGCCACGAAAAUUAUCCCAAUGCAAUUCAAUAGAAAAAUUGGAGAAAAAUAAUUUUCGAAGAAAUCGAGAGAACGAGAGGAAAUGUUUAGAAAAGUUGAAAGCGGAAAGAGCUGCCAUCAAUGCAAAAAAAAAAUCUUGCGAAGAAGACUUGGAAGAAGAGGUAAAUAGUUUUCGAAGAAAUCGAGAAAACGAAAGGAAAUAUUUAGAAAAGUUGAAAGCGGAGAAACAGUUGGCUGCUAUCAAUGCAAAAAAAAAACCUUGCGACGACGAUUCAGAAGAGGAGAUAAACAGUAUUCGAAAGAAUCGAGAAAACGAAAGGAAAUAUAUAGAAAAGCUGAAAGCGGAAAGGCAGUUGGCUGCUAUAUGCGAAAAAAAAAAACCUUGCCACGAGUCCGAAGAAGAAGAAGAAGAAGAAGAAGAAGAAAAAGAAGAAGAAGAAGAAGAAGUUAGUAGGUCGUUGUUCUCUAAUUGUUGUAAAAAGAAGAAAUUGCCUGCAAAAAAAGUCCAGAAAAAAAGGCCAACUUUCUGGCAACGCUUCAGAGGAAAAUUUCGAAAGAGGAAGCCAGUGAAGAAAGCCACUUUCGAAGACGACGAUAAGAAAAUCAAACGGAAAAAGAAAAAAGAAAAGCCCGAGUAUGAAAGAGUAGAGAAGCCGGAGAAAGUGGACGAUGUAACUCCUGAAGCUAAGGAUGUGGAUUUCACGAAGAGCUGUUGUUAUUUAUGCGCCAAAAAUACUAUGGCGAUCGCGGCAGCACUUACUAAAGGUGAAAAAUUUCACAUAUCUAUACAAGCAUCGACGAAAGAAAUAUCAACCUCCGACAAAAGCUGCAGUCCAACUAUAUAUGUCAGAACUGUACAAUCAUCCGUUAAGGUGAGAACACGCGACAUAGGCACUUCGUUCCCUGAGAGGAAGAAAGAAAAGAAGGUAAAAAAAGCGAAGCCAAAAUUUAAAAUUCCAAAGAGGCUCCAGGCUAUAAUUCCAAAAUUAAGAUUUCCCAUGUAUCCAAAAGUACAAACGGUUGCUUGUGAAACGGAAAAAUCGAUGAUACCGCCUUGUAGGGCAAGACAAGGAGUCAACUGCGUAACGGAAGCCAAAGUGGCGAAUAUGCAAGCAAAACUGAAAGCUGAUAAACUUAAUAACCAAAACUGUACAAAUAAGAAUUUUGUAUAAAUUAUUUGAUAUAUAUAUAUAUAUAUAUAU